CCAGCUGCGGCAGGAUGGAUUCGCUGCGCGCAAUAGAUCAGCGGACCCUGAAAUAGCUGCGUUCCUGUCCACAGAAGAAAAAAAGAAAGGAAGAAAUCCCACCUCCCAAAUCACUCCUUUUCCACCUCCUCCCCCCAAAAGUUCUGAAAAGUGGUGACCAAAGCAGCGAGCAGCAGCAGAAGAAGAAGCAGGAGGGGCUCAUCACUUUUCUUUUCUACUCUUGACUAUCUGUGUCUGCGGGGCUGAGACUGACGGCUUAAUUGGUUCCCUGAGGCGCUGUUUUCUUUUUUAAAAUCCAGCUUUCCGUGCCGUCUGCUACACCUGCCUGCCAAACUGCAGCGCUGAUGGGCGCGGCUGGGACCGGUGCCCAAAUCUCUGUUUUGACUUGCCUGGGAAAGUAGAGCGAAAAGGCACAAAAGGACCGAGGAGUUUAAGAACAUCCCUGCAAGGCGCGUCAGCCUCACACAAACUUAUUGUUCGUCCCGCGGAUCAUCCAGAGAGGAACUUCUUGAUUUGCUCGAGCUGGCUGAAGAUAAGAUGGGAUGGACGAGUUAACAAGGCAGAUGGACAUCUCGGGAGAAAGGGUUGUGACAGAAACCGUAACCACCACAACCAGACUGACUUCUCUCCCACCAAAGGGAACCAGCGGAUCAAAUCACAGGAAUAUGUCCAGCAGUGCUGGAGGGCUGGGCUUGGAGAAGAAUGUCUUAACCCAGAACAGCAGUGGAACUUACUUCUCUUCAUGUGUAAACGGUGGUAGCUACAGCUCCUCUGGCAUCUACCUCGGAGGAGACUCCUCAGGAGGAGGCGAUGAAGUGGGGAGCUACAUAGAUGGAGAAAGCUUCGGAAGUGGAAGCAGGGUAGGAGGUGGAGGAGGAGGAGGAGGUGGAGGUGGAGGGGGCAGUUAUCUCGUGAGCUCUGUGACAAAGGUCCGGUCCAGCUCGGCGGGUGGUGCCAGGAGGGCCCAGACUGCUGGCUCAUCAGGAGGCCUGUCGCCAGCUUUCCGAGAGAGGAAGACCAUAACCAGUCGCUCGGGAGGUUAUGACGGGAGUUCCAGUGCUAACUCCUCUCCAGAGUUUUCACGCAAAGAUUAUGGAAACUAUUGCUCCGGCAGCACCAGAGGGAGGAGCGAAAGCAGAGAGAGCGAGAUUCGAGCAAGAUUGCAAAGUGCCUCCCCCACUGCCUGCAGAUGGACAGAGCUGGACGACGUGAAGAAGCUGCUGAAGGGACGCUCCAGCAGCGUCAGCCCCACGAGAUCCUCCAGCGCCUCCAUCACGCUGCCGGUCCCCAAAAAAGCCAGCGUGGAGACCAAGACUGUCUCAGUGGCCUCUCAGUCAGCAAUUUCAUCUUCGUUUGGUUCUGGUGCGAGAUCAGGCUUCAACACCAUCGAUAUAUCAGGCCUGUAUGAUAACAGCCUGGCAACUGGCCAACUUGACACUGGAGUCAAAACAAGCCAAUAUGAUGUCACAGUGACGUCAGGCCAGUAUGAUACUGGUGUCAAAUCGAGCCAGUACGACGGCAGUCUGAAAUCAGGCCAGUAUGACACUGGUCUAAAGUCAGGACAAUAUGAUACUGGCAUGAGAUCAGGUCAGUAUGACACGCUGGACGCCAUUCUUCCCACUUUCUCGUGGUCCACCUCCACGCUGCCCGCCACCUCCACCACGGUCGCCGCUGGCAACACCAGCAGCUACAGCUACCAGGUCGGCACAAACAACAUGGCGGGAGGCACCUCGCUGCUCAGCCCCACCUCACCCUCAUCGCUGUCAGUUUACGGCUUUCAGAACAAUCUGGCGCCCACAUCUGGCAGCGUGCUCACCACCAGCGGAGCCAACGUUAACGCCAACCUUGGAGGAUAUGGUGUUCAGAAGAAUGUGUCAAAUGGUGGCACCAUCAUCAGCACUGGAGUCUCUACAACCGCUAGAUCCCAAACGGAUGAUUCCUAUAAGCAAGGCUACAAGUUCAUGGUGUCUGAGAAAGAGAACGUUCCAGCAAAGAGGGACACAGAAAUGCUCAUUUUGGCAAAAGACAGCGGGAAGCAGUUCACCAGCAGCAGCAGCGUCCAUGUGGGAGGAGGUUCUCUGUCGGGAGAUUCAAUAAAGAAGGAGAAGCUUAUUUCUAGCUACACUGAAAUGGUCCCCCUGAAGUCAGAGACAGGCAACUCUUAUUAUGGAUCACCUGGAGUUGUAAUGAAAGAUAAAGCCACCUAUGCAGAGAUUCACAGGGACAGCGGCCUCUUCGGAGGUGGAGGGUUUUGCUGCUGCUCCGACUCGUGCUGCUCCUGGUGGAAGUGGCUUCUGGGUCUCCUCCUGCUCUCCCUGCUCCUGCUGGGACUCCUGUUCGGCCUCAUCGCUCUGGCUGAGGAUGUGAGAAAGCUGAAGAAUCGAGUGGCGACGUUGGAGGCCGAGUCCUCGGUCACCUCUGCUCGCACCAGUCGGCUGUCAGGCUCCUCCAACGACGUCAACACCUACGUCAUGGAAGGCGGAGGAGGCGGCGUCUCUGACAACACGCUGUACCUGGGAGCUGGUGGUGGAGGAGGCUCAGGCUCCAGAACACGGGUCGGGGUUGCUGCUGGUGCUGGUGGUGGAACUGCCGGUACUAACGGUGUAGACAUCGGCGUUGGAGGUGGAGGUGGUACUGCUGGUGCUGGUGUUGCUGGUGGUACUGCCGGUGGUACUGCUGGUGCCAGGGCUGGAGCAGCGGGCAGCGGCUCCAGUGGCGGUGCCGGCACCAGUGCAGGUACCAGCUUCCAUGGCGGUGCCGGCACUGGUGGUUCAGGAACCAGCUUUAGUACCAGCACUGGCCUCGGGGCUGGUGUGAGUGGAGGACACAUCGACGCUGGUUCCCUUCAGCUGGCCGUCCAACACAUGUUAAGAUCUGAAAUGCAGUCACAGACCUUCAGAGCUUUCCUAGCAUCCUCAGUGCAGGGAGAGAGAGGACUACCCGGACCUAAAGGUGACACUGGACCUAAAGGAGAUCACGGCUUCCCUGGAACUCCAGGUGCUCCAGGUGCGAUGGGUCAUGCAGGUCCUGAAGGUCCAAAAGGACAGAAAGGAAGUGCAGGUGAUCAUGGAGCGGAGGGACCACCGGGUCUCAGGGGUCGUGAGGGCCCAGCUGGACCCAGAGGAGAAACUGGACCUCCAGGAUUUGGACUUAAAGGUGACAGAGGUUCUAACGGAGAUCCUGGGGUUCCUGGUUCUGCUGGACCUGCUGGUCCUCCUGGACCAAAAGGCUUAUCUGGAGCUCCUGGGCUUCCAGGUCUACCAGGUCAACCAGGAUCUCAGGGCUUCCGUGGCGAGGCAGGAUCACCUGGGCCUAAAGGUGACAGAGGACUUGCUGGGUUCCAGGGAAUGAAAGGUGAACCUGGCGACAGAGGUCUCACAGGAAUUAAAGGUGAUCCUGGUUUCCCGGGUCUGCCUGGACCAUCUGGAGAGAAAGGAUCUAAAGGAUCAAUGGGACCUUCUGGACAAGAUGGUAUUAAAGGAUCAAGAGGUGACCAGGGACCUGCUGGACCACCUGGACUCAGAGGACCUUCUGGGCCUCCUGGAGAUGCUGGACUUCCAGGAACACCUGGACUUCAAGGACCACCAGGAAUCGCAGGGAAUCCAGGACGACCUGGCGCCAAAGGUGACGCUGGUGAGGCAGGAAGAAUCAUCAAUGCAGCUGGCUCCACUUCUGUUGAUCCAGGACCACCUGGGCCCGCUGGUCCUCCCGGCGCUGCAGGACCUCCAGGAUUAUCAGGUCCCAUCGGUCCUGCUGGUCUUCCUGGCCAACCUGGUCCGAAAGGUGACCGAGGAUUUAAGGGAGACGUAGGAGAACCAGGAGUAACAGUGAGAAGCACUGAGAGAGUGAGCUCCAGCAGAGCAGAGAGGCAGUUUGGUGCCAGUGGAGGCGCAGCACUUCCUGGCCCACCCGGCCCACCAGGUCCACCCGGGCCCCCAGGCCAGCCAGGAUAUGGAAGACCAGGACCUAAGGGAGACAAAGGUGACCCAGGCUUUUCAUCCGACUCUGGAUCGUAUUAUCCUGGACCACCAGGACCGCCUGGCCCUGCUGGGCCUAAAGGAUCAACAGGUUCUCCAGGACCAAGGGGAUACCAAGGUGAACCAGGCCAGCCAGGUGUGCCAGGAAGUCCAGGAAGACCAGGAGCCUCUGAGACAGUGUCGUCUUAUGGUGGAGGACGCGGGAUCCCUGGACCACCAGGUCCACCAGGACCUCCUGGACUUCAAGGACCACCUGGACACAAGGGGGACACUGGAGCUCCUGGGAUUCCAGGUUCUUCAGGCGGAUCAGUCUCUGGUCCUCCUGGUCCUCCAGGUCCUCCUGGUCCUCCUGGCCAGCCAGGCUCCUUCUCUUCCUCCAGUGACAUUCGGCAGUACAUUACUGAGUAUAUAGGUAGAGCGACUCAGAGUGGCAUCCCUGGACCUCCAGGCCCACCUGGACCUCCAGGAAUCCCUGGAACCUUCUCCGGCUCUAUGGAAGACAUCUCUACCCGUAUCAUUGCAUACCUGAGACGUUCAGAUUCUGGUUUCAGCUUUGGUGGUCAGGGUCCUCCAGGACCACCUGGUCCUCCUGGACCUAGUUCUGGAUCCCUCACAGUUAAUGCUCUCAUCACCAUGCUUCAGAGAGACGAUGUGAGGAGAUACAUGACUGGACCACCUGGGCCACAAGGACCACAAGGACCACCAGGACCACCAGGGGUGUCAGGGGCGUCAGGGGCGUCAGGGUCAUCAGGAGGACUUUCAGGCACUUACAGAGUAGAAGAAGUAGCCCAAUAUGUCUUCAAUAUCAUGAAUGACAGAGGGAUUGCUAGAGGUCCACCUGGGCCUCAAGGUCCUCGUGGACUUCCUGGGCCUCCUGGUUCAGGAGGCUCUGGCUACAGUACUGCUACGAUUGACUAUUCUGCAUUGAUGAGAAGUCCAGACUUCCGUGUGAUCAAUUCUAACGUACAACAAGGUCCUCCUGGUCCUCCGGGUGCUACAGGCCGACCUGGCCCUCCUGGCCCUCAGGGGCCACCAGGAGUCUCCACUUCCACUGUGUUUGGGGGAGGAAGUCCUGGCUACAGUAUGGAGGACAUUCAACGUUACCUGCAGGGUUCUGGCUUCAGAGGUCUUCCUGGCCCUCCUGGUCCUCAAGGUCCACAGGGACCACAGGGUCCACCAGGUGGUUACUCUGGAUCAGUUUCAUAUAGUGGAAACUUCCCUCGAGAGAGCAUCCGUGCUGAAGUUCAGAACUAUCUGACCAGUGACAACAUUCGUCGUACCAUCAUCGGACCUCCAGGACCUCCACCUCCAGGUCCAAGAGGCGAGAGGGGAGAUCGUGGAGAGCCGGGCUACGUCCAGGGCUAUGCACAAAGCCAGGGCUAUGGACAAGGACAGGGCUACGGACCAAACCAGGGCUAUGGAUCAAGCCAGGGCUACUCUCAGACCGAUCCUCGCUAUGGUGCUGACCGAAGACAGGUUGAUGUCAGCAAGCUCACAGAGACUCUGGACUACUCCAAUGUUGCCAUGAAAGUCACAGACUACAUCAAGAAUCAAGGCCUGCUCCAGGACUAUCUGGUUGAAGGUCCUUUGAAGGCGAAUGUCAGAGCCAUUCAAGGUCCCCCUGGUCCUCCCGGCCCUCCCGGUCCACCUGGCUACAGCCGUGUCAUGGCGGCCUACGGCAAUGUCACAGCUGACCUCAUGGACUUCUUCAGAAUCCAUGGCGCCAUCCGCGGUCCUCCUGGAGUCCAAGGACCAAGAGGAGACCGAGGAUACCCAGGACCCAGAGGAGAAAAAGGUGAUCCUGGACGCCCAGGUUUGCCCGGAAUGCCAGGGUCAUACACUGUCCAAAUUCCACACAGAGUGCAGAAGAGAGAUGCAGAAAAUAAAGAGGUCAGCCGUCGUCAGAGGCAACGCCGUCAAGCCAGAGGGGGCUAAAGGGCUAACAUACUACUGUAACAUGUCACAUUUCUUUUCAGUUUUACUUGUCUUUGUCGUUAGGUGUUCAACUGCAUAAAAGUAGUCAAAAACAACUCUUUAUUGAUGCCAUCUGUAGAAAAGUCAGUUUAAGAAAAUAAAAGCAGCCAUAAAAAUGCAUCAAGUGUCUUUAACACGGCUUCAGUAGAGGUAAAGAUUUAGCUGCUGGUCAGUGUUUUUGGGACACGGACUUCAUCUUUUUCACAUGUGGGUGUAUAAUGUUUACUAUUGCUUGAUUAGAAGCUUGCAUUCCGACUUUUUUCCAGGGGCUGCUUUGUUUAAGAGAAUAUAUAUUUUUAAGCAUCAACUAGCAGUCGCUGAUAUUUUAAUUGCAUUUUUUUCCACUGAGUGUCUGGUGUUUUUGUAACUUUUGUCAUUUGAGGAAUAUAUUGUUUUGAGGACUACAUAAGUGCAACAUGCAUCCAUUAUCCAUUCACCCCAUACAAAUUAGCAGACAUGCUCUUCUUAAACCAAUGCAUCACUACGUGAACCUGACAGUCUCAGUCAGAGUGAGGGUCAUUUUUGGAUGAGGGUAAGUAAUCGAUGAUUUACCUGGAAGAUUUGUUGGCAAGAAAAGACACAAAUCAAGUUGUUUGCACGGUUGAAAGACAGCGACUCAGAUGAUCUCUAAGAAAUAGCUGACUGGAUUGUAUAUUUUUGUGUGAAAGCGCACUGAAUUUGAUAUAUUUUCUUUAUACCUUUAAGUGUUAGAAAGAUUAAAUUAUAAAAAUGUUCCCGGAUUAUGUUUGACAUGAUUGAACUUAUUGACAUUUGAUCGAUAUGUCUGAAAGACACAAAAAUAAAUCUAUUUUUGGA
Molecule: messenger RNA, 6767 nt
Organism: Acanthochromis polyacanthus (spiny chromis)
Lineage: Eukaryota; Metazoa; Chordata; Actinopteri; Pomacentridae
Gene: col17a1b
Product: collagen, type XVII, alpha 1b
Source: RefSeq, a predicted model, not a curated record